UUCUGAGAUGCUUGGGGAUACCUGCGAGACUCAUUACCAACUAUUCUUCCGCCCACGAUAACAAUGCCAAUUUACAGCUGGACUUCUUUCUGGAUGAUGAAGGGAAAGUGGACACCAAACUUACAAAAGACUCUGUCUGGAACUAUCAUUGCUGGAAUGAAGCUUGGAUGACCAGACCUGAUCUUCCUGUUGGUUUUGGAGGAUGGCAGGUUGUUGAUGGGACACCCCAAGAAACAAGCGAUGGUAUGUACAGGUGUGGCCCAGCCUCAGUUCAAGCCAUUAAACACGGUCACGUUUGCUUCCAAUUUGAUGCUCCUUUUGUCUAUGCUGAGGUGAAUAGUGAUAUUGUUUACUCAAGAAAGGAGAAAGAUGGAACCCAAGUGAUAGAAAAUAUUGACAGAACCCACAUUGGGCAGCUGAUUGUGACCAAGGAAGUUGGGGGUGAUGGAAUGAUGGACAUUACUGAGGAGUACAAGUUCCAAGAAGGCUCUGAGGAGGAGAGACUGGCUCUUGACACUGCGGUGAUGUACGGCGUUAAAAAGCAAACUACCCAAGAUACCAUGUAUCAUCCACAGACGGAUGUUGACAUGGAAUUCCAAGUGCAAAAAGCAGUCCUUGGCAGUGACUUUAAAGUCACUAUAACUUUCAGGAAUAAAAGCCGCAACUCCUACACUGCUACUACAUACCUUUCAGGCAACAUAGUGUUUUAUACAGGAGUCACAAAAAAUGAAUUCAAGAAGCACUCUUUCAGUGCAAAACUGGAACCUUCUUCAUCCAGCACUUUUGAUGUUGUGAUCAAAUCAAGCGAGUACCUGAAUGACCUGCUGGACCAAGCAUCCUUUCACUUCUUUGUGACCGCUCGGAUCAAUGAAACAGGAAAGAUCCUGGCCAUGCAGAAGGCGACGGUUCUGGAAAUUCCUACCCUACGUAUCAAGACCCAAGGUGAGACAGUAGCUGGCAAACAAAUGUCUGUGACUGUGGAAUUCACCAACCCUCUGAAACAAACCCUGGAGAACGUCACGCUCCGCCUCGAGGGACCCGGCGUGCUGCGAACGAUGAAGAAGGAGUUCAGGCAAAUCCCCGCAAACUCUACCUUGAUCUGGGAACUAAAAUGCAUCCCAAAACAACCAGGGUUACGAAAGCUGAUUGCGAGCCUCAAUUGUGAUGCUCUGAGGCAUGUGUAUGGUGACCUGAAAGUCCAGAUUCAGAAACCAUGA
Eurypyga helias (sunbittern) is the source of this 1217-nucleotide messenger RNA. RefSeq names its product coagulation factor XIII, A1 polypeptide (gene F13A1). The transcript is spliced from 8 exons. Gene Ontology annotation, molecular function: protein-glutamine gamma-glutamyltransferase activity. NCBI's taxonomy places the organism in Eukaryota, Metazoa, Chordata, Aves, Eurypygiformes, Eurypygidae. The record is from RefSeq and is a predicted model, not a curated record. Gene Ontology annotation, biological process: blood coagulation, fibrin clot formation; peptide cross-linking. The annotation marks the transcript as partial.